Messenger RNA from Anopheles coustani, 1272 nucleotides. RefSeq names its product ketohexokinase-like. Lineage: Eukaryota; Metazoa; Arthropoda; Insecta; Diptera; Culicidae. Gene Ontology annotation, cellular component: lipid droplet. Bases 200 to 1114 code for a protein of 304 amino acids. Gene Ontology annotation, biological process: fructose metabolic process. The transcript is spliced from 4 exons. Gene Ontology annotation, molecular function: oxidoreductase activity, acting on the CH-OH group of donors, NAD or NADP as acceptor; ketohexokinase activity. The record is from RefSeq and is a predicted model, not a curated record.
CGCACGCCCGUUGUCGUCAUUACAGAUUGAUCGAACUGAACCAUUGGACUUUGGAUGGUGAGAUUAACAGAACACAGGGGACAGAAAACCGGAUUAAGUAGAGCGUUCGCGAAGCACGCAGGGAAAAAAGCCCAGUGAAGCCAAAGACAGUCCGCCUCAUUUACCUGCUUGGCUCGAGUGCCACCGGAAGCCCGUCUUGAUGAUUUUGCGACUAUACGCCACACUCAUUUUCUGCUGGGAUGUACUCAUCAUCCUGGUGCAGUUUUUCCUCACACUCCUGAAGUCCCUGUUUCACUUGGUGCGACCCCCGAAAGCGAAGAGUCUCACCGGAGAGGUCGCAGCCGUGGUUGGCAGUGGUCGUGGUGUAGGUUACGAUCUGGCCAUUCAGCUAGCAGCACUGGGUGUCAAGGUGGCAUGCAUCGACAUUAAUACAACGGACAACGAUCUGUUGGUGAAAAAGAUUCAAUCCAACGGCGGUGUGGCCUGUUCCUAUGAAUGUGAUGUUACUAACAAGGCGGACAUUAGUAAAACGGUUGGUGCCAUCGAGAGCAACUUCGGAACCAUCAGUUUGCUGUUUCACUGCUGCAAUGUGCCAAGCGCUAGGAGUCUCGUUACGGAACCACCACCGAUCGAGACCACACUGAACGUUGGUGUUGUUUCCCAUUUUUUGCUUCUAGAAGCAAUCCUACCGAAGAUGAAAAAAGCUUCCCACGGGCAUGUCGUGUUUCUCACCUCAGUGGCGGGAGUCAGUGGGCUGAAGCACCAGAUGCCACUGGCCGUUUCUCAGUUCGCCGUACAUGGGCUGUAUGAAUCAACGCUGGAAGAGCUGCGCAUCGAAAAGCGCCAGCACACAAUCCACACCACACUGGUGCACAUCUAUCCAUUCAUCAUCACCGACCACUGCCUCAACGAUAUCCGGUUGCGUAUCUCGUCCGCGUUCGGGCGCAUCAAGUCGGACGAGGCGGCCCGUCGCAUCAUUGCCGGCGUACGGCGGAACGAGCUCGAGAUAAGCAUUCCAAGAUAUCUGCUCCUUCUAAGUCACCUCCUACGACUGCUGCCCCGCAAGGCAACGCUGCUGCUUCGGGAGCUGAUUGACACCGGAUUGGAUCUUUGAGAGUGGAUUAAACGUUGUUUUGUUUGCUAUUACGUUGUUUCGAUUUUGCUGCUAAUAUUUACGCUAACAAGCGAUUAUGCUUUGAAUGAACUAAAAGACCAAAUAUAAAUUUAGUCGUAUAUCGAUCGGUACAGAUUGUUUAAUGAAAUACACGCGUU